AUGGGAGACACGGGAGCAGGGGCCGAUUGCUGCCCAUGCUGUCCUGCGAGUGUGCAGGCUGCCACCAUCACUAAGCAACCCAGAGCAGGCGCCAGUCACGGCCCUGCUGUCCCAGGGGUGCACGGGCCACUGGGGGACUCUGAGCAGGGGCCGACGGCUGCCCCCACCCUAGCGGGAGCGUGCCUAGGCCACUGCACCCGCACACCCCCAUCACCAAACCCCACAUCCACUGGGAAGGUGACCCACAACUGGAAAAUAAUUACACAGCAGAGCUUCGCCCACAGGAGUGAGAGCUCUGAGCCCCACAUCAACUUCUCCAGUCUGAGGGUCCGACAUCAGGAGCAGGAGCCCCCAGAGCACCGAGUUCUGUUUUGCGGGCCAGGAGGACCUCCUCCUGUGCAGGAACUCCACAGGACUGGGGGCGACAGAGACUCCACUCUUAGAGGGACAAGACGAAAUUUCACAUGCACUGGGACCCAGCAUCAAGCAGUGGCUCCACAGAAGCCUGGGCUACAUCUACCUGUGGGUGCUGGAGGCUCUCCUGGGGUUGUGGGGGUCAACUGUGGCUCACUAUGGGGGCAAGGACACUGGGAGUGA
Messenger RNA from Rangifer tarandus platyrhynchus (Svalbard reindeer), 597 nucleotides. The record is from the annotation of a GenBank genome assembly. NCBI's taxonomy places the organism in Eukaryota, Metazoa, Chordata, Mammalia, Artiodactyla, Cervidae.